Messenger RNA from Trypanosoma theileri, 1137 nucleotides. RefSeq names its product presenilin-like aspartic peptidase. Gene Ontology annotation, biological process: protein processing. Bases 1 to 1137 code for a protein of 378 amino acids. Gene Ontology annotation, cellular component: membrane; nucleus. Lineage: Eukaryota; Euglenozoa; Kinetoplastea; Trypanosomatida; Trypanosomatidae. Gene Ontology annotation, molecular function: aspartic endopeptidase activity, intramembrane cleaving. The record is from RefSeq and is a predicted model, not a curated record. The transcript has a single exon.
AUGGAUAUUUCUGCAGAUCAAGAAAAACUAAAAGAUGAUGAUGUGGCUUAUUUACUUGGAAAACGCGUAGUAGGAUUGUUACUUCCUAUCUUGGUAACUAUGUUAUUUGUUUCAUGGAGUGUCCUUAAUUUGUCUGGUUUGUACGCUGGACAGCAUCAGUCUCCUCUCUUUGUUGUUAUGAAUGAGGACAAUCAGAAGAGUGUUGGUGAAAAAAUUGGGUCUUCUGUGUUAAAUGCCUUUAUAUUUGUAGGCUGUAUUACACUUAUUACAUUUCUUAUUGUGAUACUUUACAAGUGUCACUGUAAAUUUAUCUUAUUUGCCUGGAUGCUUUUAUCCGUUACUUUUGUCCUUUUUGCCAUGUUGUGGGUUUGGCUCGAUCUCAUCUGUACUCGAUUUCAAAUACCGUAUGAUAUUAUUACAGUUGUAUUUCUUCUUUGGAAUGUUGUCGUUGUUGGAGUCAUUUCAAUUUUUUAUUAUUCACACCUAGUUCUCGCCCAGGUGUAUUUUGUGGUAUCAUCCAUUGUGAUGGCAUGGCUGUUGACUUUUAUUCCAGAGUGGACUACAUGGUCAUUACUGGUAUGUAUCUCCAUUUAUGAUGUGCUUGCUGUUUUGUGUCCAUAUGGACCACUUCGAUUACUUAUAAAUACCUCCAUUAGUAGAAAUGAACCAAUUCCGGCUUUGGUGUAUUCUACUUCAGAUGAGGCGGAAUUGGCACGUGCCAAGAAGAAUAGGAGAGAACUAGAAGAAGAGGAAGAAAUGUGUACAAAUGAUGAUGCUCAUGCAGGGAAAAAGAAUAAUUCUAACGCACAAAGAUCUGCCAAAAUUUCUCCUGCAUCUCGUUUUUAUAACUCACUGAUGGGUUUACCAUUUAAAUUAGGAUUGGGUGAUAUUGUUUUUUUUAGUCUUUUGACUGGAAAAACAAUUCCUUACGCAUUUAUGCCAUGGGUGAUGUCUAUUGUAGCUGUUCUCAUAGGUCUCAUUGGUACACUUGUUAAUUUACUGUUGUUUAAGAGUGAAAAUCGAGCACUUCCAGCUUUACCAAUUUCAGUAUUCUGCGGUGUGGUUGUAGUCUUCCUUUCAUAUUUCCUUAUUAUCCCAUUGGACUGGUUUGCCACUACAUCAAUGCUAGCACUUUGA